AUGUUUGAAUCCAUUCCUUUCACCAAGACUUCCCUUUCGUCUGAGACUGGGACAGUCUCAAGACGGCAAAGCCUCGAUCCGUGCACAGACAUGGCCGCCAUGGUCAGCUUUGGUGAGUGCUACAAGUCCGUAGGGCUCCUGAGAAGGGUCGUUGACCUCGCACGGCCGUGGAACCACUUUGCCGGUCCAUUUGAGGCCAAGCCGGCGCACGGUGGCAAUGAAACCAGGCGCGCGGGGGUGCUGCCGAGGCAGAGAAGCAUGAAAACUAGACGACGAGUACUUAUUGCAGAUGAUUUUUGCCCCGCCCUCGUAUCAUUGGGAAAGGAGUUACUGUAUCCGGGAUCCGCCUUCUUUGAGAAGGACACGCCACAAGACCGGAGAGAUGCUGCUGUUCCACACUUCGGGUAUUUAUAG
Molecule: messenger RNA, 414 nt
Organism: Durusdinium trenchii
Lineage: Eukaryota; Dinophyceae; Suessiales; Symbiodiniaceae
Source: the annotation of a GenBank genome assembly